GCCUUUAGCUGCUUGUAUUGUUUAUGGCGUGUAUUUUUUACCACGACACGCCAGCACUUACGCCAUAAGUCCAUGACUCGGCGACGAUCGAGCUCACAGCCAAGCAGAGCAGAGGUAGAUAGGCGACACUGCAGUAGGGCUCCGAUCCAGGCGGCUAACCUCGACAGCGGCAUCCUCCGAUCCUCGCCUCGCCAUGGACGCUGCCGGGUCGCCGCCGUCCCCCUCGCGGCUGCUGCGCAUCGUGAUCUGCCCGUGGCUGGCGUUCGGCCACAUGCUCCCGUACCUGGAGCUCGCCGAGCGCCUGGCCUCGCGCGGCCACCACGUCUCCUUCGUCUCCACGCCGCGCAACCUCGCGCGCCUCCCGCCGCGGCGGCACGUCAUCGACCUCGUCGCGCUCUCGCUCCCGCGCGUCGAGGGCCUCCCCGACGGCGCCGAGUCCACCAACGACGUCCCCGGCGACCGGCUCGAGCCGCUCUGGGAGGCCUUCGACGGCCUCGCCGCGCCGUUCGCGGAGUUCCUCGCCGCCGCGUGCGCCAUCGACGCUGACAACGGCAACAGCAAGCGGCCCGACUGGGUCCUCGCCGACACGUUCCACCACUGGGCCCCCGCCGCCGCCCGCGAGCACGGGGUGCCGUGCGCGGUGCUCCUGCCGACCGCCGCCUUGAUCGCCGCCUUCGCCUGCGGGGCGCGGGGGCACGCGGAGCUCGCCGCCGACACCACCGUGUUCGAGCAGGUGAUCGCCGUGGGCGGAGGGCCGCCGCCCGGCAUGCCGCGCUACGAGUGGGAAGGGGACGCGCCGCUCUUCGCCGUCCACGGCGCGUCGGGCCUGACCAUCGCCCGGCGCACCUCCCUGACGCUCGAGCGGUGCACGAUCGCGGCCAUCUGGAGCUGCCCGGAGUGGGAGCUCGACGCGUUCCCGCUGGCGGCGGCGCUCCUCGGCAAGCCGCUCGUCCCGCUCGGCCUCCUGCCGCCGUCGCCCGACGGUGGACGCGCCACCGACGCACACAGGGACGACGCCGCCGUGCGGUGGCUGGACGUGCAGCCGGCCAAGUCCGUCGUGUACAUCGCGCUGGGGAGCGAGGUGCCGCUGCGCGUGGAGCUCGUGCACGAGCUGGCGCGCGGGCUGGAGCUCGCCGGGACGCGCUUCCUCUGGGCUCUGAGGAAACCCAGAGUCGUCUCUGACGACGACGUCCUCCCUGCCGGCUUCCUAGAGCGCACACACGGCCAUGGGCUGGUGACCAUGGGGUGGGUCCCUCAGAUCGCCAUACUGGCGCACGGCGCCGUGGGCGCGUUCUUGACGCACUGUGGCCGGAACUCGCUCAUUGAAGGGCUUCUGUACGGGCACCCUCUGAUCAUGCUACCGAUCUUCGCCGACCAAGGGCCGAACGCGCGGCUCAUGGAGCGGAGGAAGGUAGGGUUGCAGGUGGAGAGGAACGAGGAUGAUGGAUCUUUUGACCGCCAUGGCAUCGCGAGCGCGGUCCGGGCCGUCAUGGUAGAGGAAGAUACCAGGAAGGUCUUUGUGGCAAAUGCGAUGAAGAUGCAAGAGAGUGUAGCCGAUAAGGAGCUCCACGAGAGGUACGUCGAUGAGUUUGUGCAGGAACUUAGAUCCUACAUCACUGAUGGCAACUCUACUCAGGCUGAUGAGACGUAGUAUUAGUUUUGCAGGAUUUUGUGUGUCUGUUUAAUUCGAUGCAGUUUUUAAACGUUGCUAGUGAUUGUUGCCGAUACACUGCUAGAUGGAAAAAUCAUGUAUCGAAUAAGGAAUUGCGCUGUUAGUGGCGGCUGCAGUGAAGAAUUGUUUGUCAUAUUUGAGACAACGACAUCA
This is a messenger RNA of Setaria italica (foxtail millet), 1825 nucleotides long. RefSeq names its product UDP-glycosyltransferase 91C1. Gene Ontology annotation, molecular function: UDP-glycosyltransferase activity. The record is from RefSeq and is a predicted model, not a curated record. The coding region runs from base 194 to 1651 and encodes 485 amino acids. The transcript has a single exon. NCBI's taxonomy places the organism in Eukaryota, Viridiplantae, Streptophyta, Magnoliopsida, Poales, Poaceae.